AUUAGCAGCGCGUCCUGGAGAAGAAACUCAGAGCAGAGAAGUGUCCAAGGCGCAGAGGCAUCCGGGGGCCACUUCACCUGUGAGGUGCCUCUCAAUCCGGAUGUUCAGCGCGACCCUCCGUCCUCCGCUGCUGAGUCGACGCUCAGCUCAAAGUACAGUUUAAAAAGCAAUUCCUGUUUGUUUCUCCUGCGCGUACUCGCAUCGCCUCCUGCGUGGGUCCCAGCAGACGCACCGACUGGUUGGUCGCGCUGCUCUCCGAGGGUCCCACAGCUGCCGCGCUGCGUGAACUCCAAGUCAGCGACAGGACUUCAAAAGCCUGCUAGAAGGAUGAUGUCCUACAUUAAACAACCCCACCAUUACACUAUGAACGGGUUAAACCUGCCUGGUCCAGGGAUGGAUGUUCUUCACACCACCGUCGCUUAUCCCCCCACUCCACGGAAGCAGCGGCGGGAGCGCACCACCUUCACUCGGACACAGCUGGACAUCCUGGAAGCCUUGUUCUCCAAGACCCGCUACCCGGACAUCUUCAUGAGGGAGGAGGUGGCCCUGAAGAUCAACCUGCCUGAGUCCCGUGUGCAGGUUUGGUUUAAGAAUCGCCGUGCCAAAUGCCGCCAGCAGCAGCAGCAAAGUAGUGGCCAGUCCAAGCCCCGCCCUCCCAAGAAGAAGGCCUCGCCAGUGCAGGAGUCCAGUGCCCCUGAUCCAGUUCCCAAUCCAUCUGGUUCCUACAGUCCCUCUUCAGCUCAGUCAGCCGGGCCCAGCCUGGCCUCCAGCUCCAACACAGGAAACACCGCUGUGUCCAUCUGGAGCCCGGCCAUCUCGCCGCUGCCCGACCCCCUGGCCUCCUCUGCUCCUUGCAUGCAGCGGCCCUCCCCUUACCCCAUGAGCUACGGUCAGCCGUCGGCCUACACCCAGGGCUACCCCAGCACUACUUCCUACUUCACGGGCCUGGACUGCAGCGCCUACCUGUCCCCCAUGCACUCCCAGCUGUCAGGCACCGGGGGUGCUCUCAGUCCCAUCACUGUUCCCUCUAUGGGGGGUUCUUUGAGCCAGUCCCCAGCUUCACUGUCUUCGCAGGGCUACAGUACCGCCUCGUCCCUGGGCUUCACGUCUGUGGACUGCCUGGACUACAAGGACCAGCAGGCCUGGAAACUGGGCUUCACAACAAUGGACUGCCUGGACCACAAGGACCAAAACUCCUGGAAAUUCCAGGUCCUCUAGGAAGCAAGGAACAAUGUCCUCCAUGAGCGUGUUGAAGUGUGUGACUUAGUCCAGCAUGAGAAGAUUUGUUUCUGCUGAUUGUCAGUUUCAUGUUUGUAGGCUGUUUGUAUUUUUCUCUCUGAGGUGAGCUCUGUAAUAAUGGACUGAACUGGAAGGAUUUAUGAGAUGGAGGAACCUGUGUCUGAGCGAUGCCGAAUGACCCAUGAGUCUGUACUCCUCAUACUGUGUUAAAUACAAAAACAAAAGCCUUUGAAGAGUAUGCAGGGUUAAACAUUACACACACAUAACACUUCUUUUGUGUUUUAAACUGGCAUUGUGUUAAGAGGUAAAGGGAGAGUCAUUUUAACAUGAAGGAACUAUAGGCUGCAUCCUCCUUCAAGGUUUUUCUCAACUAUUUAUUAUAAUUAUUUUAUGCUGCAAUUAGCACAUAUUUUGCUUUUAUUUAGAUACUUUUGGGUAUUUGUGUUAAUUAUAAGUGUUAGAGUUUAGUAUCGUUUUAAUCUGUUUGAUAGAGGAAAAAAAAGAUGACCAGUUUUAGCUGUGUGAUAUAUUAAAGUGGUUUAUUCUUUACACAUGUGUGCACUGAUACUCAUUAAAAAGAAUUAUAGUUUGGAA
Molecule: messenger RNA, 1833 nt
Organism: Girardinichthys multiradiatus
Lineage: Eukaryota; Metazoa; Chordata; Actinopteri; Cyprinodontiformes; Goodeidae
Gene: crx
Product: cone-rod homeobox
Exons: 3
Coding region: 328-1218 (296 amino acids)
Biological process (GO): multicellular organism development; regulation of transcription by RNA polymerase II
Cellular component (GO): nucleus
Molecular function (GO): DNA-binding transcription factor activity, RNA polymerase II-specific; RNA polymerase II cis-regulatory region sequence-specific DNA binding
Source: RefSeq, a predicted model, not a curated record